This is a messenger RNA of Aphanomyces invadans, 3030 nucleotides long. RefSeq lists its product as hypothetical. The coding region runs from base 49 to 2139 and encodes 696 amino acids. NCBI's taxonomy places the organism in Eukaryota, Oomycota, Saprolegniomycetes, Saprolegniales, Verrucalvaceae. Gene Ontology annotation, cellular component: cytosol; Atg1/ULK1 kinase complex; phagophore assembly site. Gene Ontology annotation, biological process: mitophagy; piecemeal microautophagy of the nucleus; protein localization to phagophore assembly site. The record is from RefSeq and is a predicted model, not a curated record. The transcript is spliced from 5 exons.
CCCGCUUCUCUUCCAAGAUCCGACGACAUUAACGUUGGGGCAACGACGAUGAUGGAAUCGAUCCAGCUCGACCGGAGCAGUGUCUCCAGCGGCGGCGGAGUAUACUCCUCCGACCGCCGCUCGUCGUCCACGCAAGAUCACUUCCAGACCCACGGACCUCCUGGUGCAUCCGGUGGCUACCCCGCAAACAACACAAACGUGUCGACAGGCAAGAAGAAGACAGAUCAGGUCGUGCUCGAGUUUCUUUACAAGACUGUCGAAGUCGUGCUACUCAGUCGAGCAUACUUUCAACCCACGACACCGCGGCGUGCACGGUUCAACCUUGAUAUUCAAGAACUACCGCACGUGCGCGACCUCAUGCGCCCCUGCCGCGACAAUGUCAACGAACCCGUUGUGCUCGUCAUCGCGAUGGACGGAGUGCUUCUCGAACGAUGGCAAAUCUCGUACACAACCGGCGUCCAGACCCAUUCGCCUCUGGACGUGAUCAACCAACUCCGCGAAGUUUGUCGUCGGAUUGGCAUCCUCCUUCGCUCCGUAUACUGCCUGGCGCGCAUUCUCCCCGCAUUUCCCGUUGGCGAUCGACUGAAAACUCAACAGGAAGACCUCGGUCAUCCCGUUGUCGGCCUCCAGUACGCGCUUGCAUCGUCGACAGAUGCGCCUUUGCCUUGGGACUUUGAGCCCGAUCAACCGAAGCAACGCUACAGCUUCGUUCCAAUUGAUACACCGUUUGGAACUCUUCAGCUCAGUGUGCUAUAUCGAAUGCACAACGAUGACCUUCUUGCCGUCAUUCAGCGCAUGACGAGACUGCCUGCUACAAGUCCCCAGGAGCAGCAUGCGCAGUACGCCGACGACGACCACCCACACGCGUCCCUUCAAAUGUCUUCAACACUGACAAGAGCUAUCAUUCAAGAUUACGUCCCGACCUCCGCCAACACAACCCCAACGUCGAGUCCCCUGUUGCAACCAUCGGUCGCGCCCUCAGCGGUGACAAACCUGACGCCCUUGACGGCGCCACCAGCAUCGCCUAUGCUGCGCUCCUCUCCGAUGCGAAUUGUCCAAGAAGUUACAGACCACCACACGACUACCUCGCAUUCUCUCCAAGAUGGAAGAGCGGCAGCUAUGAUGCCACAGCACCAUGAUUCCCACCACCGACGCGACUCGGACGUCCAGCCACGGGACGACAUGGCCGUGUCGCCACCUCAAGCGAUUCCACGCCGACACGUGUCGUUGGAUAUGACUUCUGCGACGACGUCGUCGCCGCAAUACCGCAUCACAUCCCAGCCCGUGCGUAUUCCACACAGCGCCAACGCCGCUGCGAUUGCGUCCAACAGCGCAGCGUCGUCGCCGAUGACUCACCACGGAAGCGGUGGCGGCAUUGUUCGAGCCCACUCGACGCACCUGAACAAUAUGAACCAGCACCCGCCCCACUCGUUGCACCACCAUGGUAGCGGCUCUUCUGGUCCUUCUUUGUAUGCACGCGCCCACUCACUGGACGCCGCGACAGAUUUUCCUCAACGCCACCACCACCACCAGCAUGCUGCCGUCACAAGUGCGACGCACCGACCGACGCAGCCGCUGGCGGCGCCGUACGGCUAUGUCCACGCACGCCCCAUAGACGCGAGCCCUCGAUACAACCUGCCGAUUGCAUCGCCGGCAUAUUCGUCUUCGCCGCUGCUUCGUCAUCCCAACUCGGCGCCACUGCCUCGCCCAAGUCCACGCCACAGCCCCAGUCACACGCCACUCUCGUCGACCAACUCCCCCCACCCGUUGAUGCCGGUUGCUACAACGGACGUUCGAUUCAGUGUUGGGAGCAGCAGUCAAGGCAGCGCAAGUGGCGACGGCCAACCUCGAUCGGCGUCCACAUCGCCAGAGCACACGUCGCCACCCCCUGCGUUUUUGGUCCAUGGCUCGGCUCGUAUUGGCCCUGCUCGAGAGUUUACCACAAAUGGACAGCCACAACAACACCACCGCGGCUCGCCCUUGUUUGGAAUAUCCCAAAGCCCACCCUUUCGAGGGUAUUCCGGCGAGCUCACGCCGACGUCGCCGACGACAGCCACGACGCCGUCGCGACUGCUCACGUUGAAGGGUACGUCAGCUGCAGAACUCGUUGGGCUAACGAGAAGUCUCCUGCCGUGGUAGACAAGUUUGGAUCGCGCAGGCGGCCGUCGUUGGAUGCAGGGACGAAUUGGGGAAUAUCACGGUCCGUGGACCCGGCCCCGUCAGAUGCCGUGUUUGGCUUGGGCCAGAUUCGAAGGGACGACGGCGAUGCCGGUUCUUCCGGCGGACUCGAUCAGCUCUGCCUUCCGUUUGCCACGUCCUCCGCCACGCUGUCGUCCAUGUCGUCGUUAUCGGGGACCGCCAGUGGCGUCACGUCGGGGGAUAUGAUGUCGGUCAGUGCAUUUCUCCAUCAACUCAAGCAAGCGCCGCCGCUGCAAAGAGCGACGACGUCCAACGGCCGCAGUUCAGCCACGGCAGCCUCACUCGCGGCGGUCGAAGGGGAACUAGCGUUUUUCAAGCGCCUGCGAGAUCAAUUGCCCGGGUGAUCCAACACGGAGACGAGUUAACGUGAAUAGAAAGAACGAUAAUUUAUAGAGUCGUGAGUGCUAUGGGCGAUUGGCGGCGGUGUGGCACGUUACGUGGAUGGCGACGCCGAGUCGGCGACGAGGUAAGCUUGCUUGAAGAAAUGGGCCAGGCCAAAGAGACCACCCGUGUAGCACGAGUAGACCACGCCCAGCAUACUUCGUCUGGGGACGUCGGCCGCAAGCACGAGAAACACUGUGGCGGUCCACACGCCCAUCGCACUCAACACGACCACUUGAUAGAAGGUAGAGCGUUGAUCGGCCGCCGCGAGGCUCUUGAACGCGUCCGGGACGUACGGCGAUUGCUUGGCGAACCGAAGAAAGUGAAACUCACAGUACUGGGCGACGGCACUCGUGGCAACACACAUGGAGAACAGCAGCGCAAACGUGCAGCCCUUCUCGACCGCAUGGCCCACCACCCACUCCAUUUUGCUCGCACUGAUAUUAUUGC